This is a messenger RNA of Penicillium verrucosum, 759 nucleotides long. RefSeq lists its product as uncharacterized. The coding region runs from base 1 to 759 and encodes 252 amino acids. The transcript has a single exon. Lineage: Eukaryota; Fungi; Ascomycota; Eurotiomycetes; Eurotiales; Aspergillaceae. The record is from RefSeq and is a predicted model, not a curated record.
AUGCUUUCCUGUCUAUCCCAGCGACGAGCUUCCGAACAUCCCAAACCACGCUCCGACCUUGACUAUCCUCUCAUGGAUCUCUCAUCCCUCGAAGGCACACCCAUGGUUAAUCCAAACUUCAUUGUUCUGCCAGAUACGAUUCCUCCUCGUAUUCAUACACAGUCGCGUGCUCCAAUUCAACAUUUACUCCCAAAGCCUCUGCCACCGAGACCUGCUUCAACGGAUCCUAUCUUGCCAACACAGCAUUACAACAGACUGCAGGAAUGGUCACCUAACUACUCUACAAUCGAUGGCAAUAUAAGGCGGGCUUCUGCCCGUAGACAUACGAGCAAUCCGCCAGACGAACUAUCCCCCAACUGCGAUCCGCAAUAUGAAUACGAGAUGUUCCCACGUAUACAACACAUCCCACAUCCUCCCGUGCGACCACGGAGCUGUGUGCCCCUCACUUGGCUCGAAGAUGAAAAGAAAUGGAUUGUUGGAGAGAGAUAUAGGCCCCGCACAUAUGAUUCUCGGCCCCGAGAUGAUACAGCGUCUUGUCAAUCACCAGUCUCGCCAAUUUCGCCCAUUUCAACAAUUACACCAUGGCAGGAUGUGUUUCAAUGUCUUGACCAGCACAUCGACUACAAUAAUCGCCUUUGUCGGGAGAAUCUUCUGAGACAGUCCCCGCCCCAUGACGGACGUAGUUUAAGAGAUGACCGGGUUUCCAACUGGGUUGGAACUGCUCGAAGGAUGCAUGAGAAUCGGCGGAAAUGGGCGUGA